GUGUACUGUCUGGCAUCGUACACUCACCCAUCAUACCCAACGCAUCUGGAUGUUCUUUGACAUCUCGCUCUUCGCAACGAAAUUCCCACAUAGUUUUGCCCAGAGUUUUCUAUUCAAGACCCAAACGACGCGUCUUUACUUCCUCCCUUUUCUCAUCUCCCUAGUCUGAUAGUGGUCUUUCCUGCCCGACUAGUCAUCGACUUGCAACACAGCAAGGUUUUCAGAGGGAGGCGACGCGGCCCCCGAGCGUAUUCACGUUGUCCUUGCUGGCCUCUGGGGUUACAUCCGACUUCGUCCAUCAGCCGGCUCCAACUAUCUUUCUACAACUGCUGGGGAUAUGCCUGCCGGGCCUGAUCAAAAUGGCAGAAAAGAAGAUGCAGCUCGAGGACUGGUUGGACGACCUCUGUGUCCGCUUCAUCAUCAACCUCCCUCAGGAGGACCUCUCGUCCGUUGCUCGUAUAUGUUUUCAAGUUGAAGAAGCGCAAUGGUUCUACGAAGACUUCAUUAGACCACUUGACCCCACCCUACCGUCCAUGUCCCUUCGAACCUUCUGCCUGCGAAUUUUCCAGCAUUGCCCGCUCUUGGCAUCCUUCUCCGUCGAGAACCAUAUGAGGGCCUUCGAGGAAUUCCUGCAGUAUAAGACUAGAGUUCCAGUGCGCGGCGCCAUCUUGCUCAACGAGGCUAUGGAUUCGACCGUGCUGGUCAAGGGCUGGAAGAAGGGGGCCAAUUGGAGUUUCCCGAGAGGGAAGAUCAACAAAGACGAGGAUGACCUCGAUUGCGCCAUUCGAGAAGUCUAUGAGGAAACCGGCUUUGACAUUCGCGAGGCCGGCCUGGUCCCUAAGAAUGACGAGAUCAAGUACAUUGAGAUCUCGAUGCGAGAGCAGCAAAUUCGCCUCUACGUCUUCCGGGAUGUUCCCAUGGAGACCAACUUCCACCCGAGGACGAGGAAGGAAAUUAGCAAGAUCCAAUGGUACAAGCUAUCCGAGCUUCCGGCAUUCCGGAAGAAAGGGAAUCAGCAGCCAGAUGAUGCAGCGGCCGCAUCGAACGCCAAUAAAUUCUAUAUGGUUGCUCCGUUUCUCGUCCCUCUGAAGAAGUGGGUGAUGCAGCAGAAGAAAAGAGACGUUGGUAGAGCUACCAGCAAUCAUCAUCUUGCAACGCAUGCGAUCCAGGAAGAACCUGCUACGGAAGAUGACAUUUCGACCCAGACCGAACCAACCAACGGGCCCCCGACGGCCACGGCUGCGGUUAAUAAUCUUGAGAGCGCAACUCGUGAGCUCCAACGGCUUCUGAAGGUGCAACCGCCAACCCAAGGCAUUCAGCUCAGCCCAUCUGGGUCUGGAGCCGGAAACAGUGGCAAGGGCGAGGCCCUGAUGGCAAUAUUGCAGAGCAAGGGUUCUUCUACCCAACAUCCUCCAGGUCCCCCUCUUCAGCCUCCGCCGAUUAUGGGUAACAACCAAAUCCCGCCUUUACCGUUUGGGUUCGCCUACAACAAUCCGCCUCAAGCACAUCAUCACCAUCCCCCUCAGAUCUUUCCUCCGAAUAGCUAUCAACUGCCCCCGAAUUUCUCCAUUUCUUCAAAUAUGAAUCAGAAUAUCCCCGCGGCGUACUAUAACCAAGUCCGAGCUCCUGGCCAGAUGCCACCUCAACAUCAUGGCCACGUCCGGAAUGUGUCGAACAUGGGCUCAGGUUAUCAGCGUGGCCUAGAGCCUGUCCUUCUCCACCCACAACCUCUCCCACCACAGGUUCAGCAGUCGCGCCUCACCAGAAGCAUCCUUGCGACUCCAAAUUUACCAGAAACCACCGGGGGCGUUAAAGUAGACGGCAGCUAUUCUUCCUUCAAUAGCCAGCCUCGCAUCCCUCAAGGUCCGCCUCAAUCGCAACAGACGACCACUCAUGUGGCGCCGCCUCAGAUGACAAGCCACAGCAUGUCGCUGCUGAAUGCUUUGAAGAGCGGCGACCGGGCGGUGGAGCGGAAACCGGCACCAGCUGGUCCUUCCCAGGGAGCAAAUGACAAUCCGCAAACCAAUUUUCAGCCGGCUCAGUGGUCCAACUUUCCACCCUCGCAAGGGCAGCAGCCCGCAGGGCCUUUGGUAUUUCCAAACCCGACGCAACCUUUGCAACCCUUGCAGAAUGGUGCCGCUCAGUCCAUGGCUUCUCAGACUGCAUCUACUUUCUCGGCCAAACCUCACCCGCCUACGGAUAAGCACCGUUCAGCCCUUCUCGACAUGUUCAAAAAACAGGCGCCACCCUCGCCAACAAGUAGUGAAGCUACUGUCAGGCCGAACAAAGCACAACCCGAACUCUCGACACGUGCCAGAGAGGAAGCUACGAGAUCCUUGAAGUCCCAGCCACCUGCGGAGGCCAACGUGGCUGCCACACAGGCGAAUGGUCGCCCGGUAGUGAUGAAUCCCGAGCUGAAUCUUCCUUAUCGGGCAUUCCAGAUCCUAAGUCGGCCUGUGCAGCGAGAGAACCAGCCCAGCCAGAAGCCAGAAGCCCUUGGCAGGCCUGGCGGGGCUACCUCCAAUCCAAAGGAGGCCAAGCACAUGAUUAGCCCGAACAUGCCGUCGCCUAAGACUUCUGCUCGACCUAAUCCUCGCACAGAGGCUGCUGAGAGCAACGGGCUUGCUCGUAAAUCAUCUCUCCCGCAGCCCGCAAACACAUCACACGGUCACCCGCAAUACCAGGGCUCAUCCAUUUCGCAUGGGGCGCCUGUGUUCCCUGCAGCCGGCAUGCUCCCGCGUCGCCAAGAUGGAAAUCCAGAACAGAAGCAAAAGCUACUCUCGCUAUUUGGCAAGCCUCAGCCAUCCCCCUCCUCGCUAGCUGGCGAAGGCAAGGGCAAAGAAGUGAGUAUGCCGGAGCAAGCUACAUCUGGUACACCGAGGUCCCUUAUCGCCUCUCUCGCGUCGGCUGGUGGCGAUGGUGCCCAGGGGAGUGCGGCCCAGUCGCGGAGAAGCAGCCAGACCCCCAUCUCGCCUGCCGACCGUGAUUUCUUGCUAGGCUUCCUGCAGUCGGUCACUAGCAAGACGCAUUAGAACGGGUUCGUGGGGGACUUCGACGCGCGUUUUGCCAGGGCCCGGCACUAUGGGCGAAGAUGGAGUUGGAGAUUCGGCUAGGAGUCCGGGCGGCUGGCUCCAUGGUUGCUGGGUCGAUGCGGGCUAUUUUCGGCGGUGGAGCUAGGAAACAAGUUCAUGAACUGGUUGGUGACUUGCGUAGGAGCGCUGACUGAAGCAUUGCGCUGGAGUUUCUCUGGGCUACGCGGUUGCAACGGUUUCCACCGUGGCGAUGUCCGAGGAUGCCGGGCUGGGAUGGUCAUAUUUAUCGGAGUUUUAAUCAAAUGCGUUGCCAAUC
Molecule: messenger RNA, 3348 nt
Organism: Phialemonium atrogriseum
Lineage: Eukaryota; Fungi; Ascomycota; Sordariomycetes; Cephalothecales; Cephalothecaceae
Exons: 2
Coding region: 360-3032 (890 amino acids)
Biological process (GO): deadenylation-dependent decapping of nuclear-transcribed mRNA; nuclear-transcribed mRNA catabolic process, nonsense-mediated decay
Cellular component (GO): cytoplasm; P-body
Molecular function (GO): 5'-(N(7)-methylguanosine 5'-triphospho)-[mRNA] hydrolase activity; manganese ion binding; RNA binding
Source: RefSeq, a predicted model, not a curated record